Eublepharis macularius is the source of this 1641-nucleotide messenger RNA. It is a transcript of the gene GRK7, whose product is annotated as G protein-coupled receptor kinase 7. The record is from RefSeq and is a predicted model, not a curated record. The transcript is spliced from 4 exons. Lineage: Eukaryota; Metazoa; Chordata; Lepidosauria; Squamata; Eublepharidae. Gene Ontology annotation, cellular component: cytoplasm. Bases 1 to 1641 code for a protein of 546 amino acids. Gene Ontology annotation, molecular function: rhodopsin kinase activity; ATP binding. Gene Ontology annotation, biological process: protein phosphorylation; regulation of signal transduction; signal transduction.
AUGUGUGACAUGGGGGGACUGGACAACUUGAUUGCCAACACAGCAUAUCUACAGGCCAGGAAAAGUGGAGAUGCCGACAAAAGGGAAGUGCAGAAAAGGCGCAAGACCCUUGCACUACCAAGGAUUGACGACUCCACAGAUCUCGAAAUGUCCAUUAAAGUGGACUAUGAGAGCAUCUGUGAGAAACAGCCCAUUGGUAAAAAGUUUUUCCAGGAAUUUGUGGAGGCUGUGCCUGAAUAUUUGCUGGCUAGUGAGUUCUUGGAUGAAGCGACAGCCUGGGAAUUGUCAGAGGAUAAAAUCAAGAGCAGCAUCCUAGAAGGUCUGGUCAACAUGUACCUGAAGAACAUCAGCAAUAACUACUUGAAAUUCCUCAGUCUGGAUUUGGCCAAGAAAUGCCAGGUAGCCACUAAGAAUGAUUUUGAAAAUAUCAUGCUAUUAGCCAUGGCGGAAGCAAAGGCCUUUCUUAAAGGAAAACCUUUUGAAGAAUUCCAGAGUAGCCAAUUCUAUGAGAAGUUCUUGCAAUGGAAAGCUUUUGAAAGACAACCUGUGAGCGAGAAAGAUUUUGAAGAGUUCCGAGUGUUAGGCAAGGGGGGCUUUGGAGAGGUUUGUGCUGUCCAGGUGAAAAACACUGGCAAAAUGUAUGCCUGUAAGAAGCUGGACAAAAAAAGACUGAAAAAGAAAAGUGGUGAAAAAAUGGCCCUGCUAGAAAAGCGGAUCCUUGAGAAAGUCAACAGCCGUUUCAUAGUCUCACUGGCCUACGCUUAUCAGACCAAAACUGACCUGUGUCUGGUCAUGACCCUCAUGAAUGGAGGAGAUCUUAGAUUUCACAUUUACAGUGUGGGUGAACGAGGCUUGAAAAUGGAUAGAGUCAUCUACUACUCAGCUCAGAUCACUUGCGGCAUCCUGCAUCUUCACUCCAUCAGUAUCAUGUAUAGGGACAUGAAGCCAGACAAUGUUCUCUUGGAUGAGCAUGGCAACUGUAGGUUGUCUGAUCUUGGCUUGGCAGUGAAAGUCAAGGAGGGCAAAAGCAUCACCCAAAGGGCUGGAACUAAUGGCUACAUGGCUCCUGAAAUCCUAAAAGAAAACGAAGCUUACUCCUACCCUGUGGACUGGUUUGCAGUGGGAUGCACUAUUUAUGAAAUGGUCGCUGCUCGAACUCCAUUCAAGGAUCACAAAGAGAAGAUCAGUAAGGAGGAACUAAAGAGACGAACCAUAGAAGAUGAGGUGAAAUUUGAACAUUCUGGGUUUGAUGAGGCAGCAAAAGAUAUCUGCAAACUGUUCUUGGCUAAAAAAACUGAGGCUCGUUUAGGAAGCAGGAAUGCUAAUGAUGAUCCCAGGAAACAUCAUUUCUUUAAGUCUAUAAACUUCCGUAGACUGGAGGCAGGCAUUACAGAUCCUCCCUUUGUUCCAGAUCCAUCUGUUAUCUAUGCCAAAGACAUUACAGACAUUGCUGAAUUCUCUGAAAUUCAGGGAGUUGAGUUUGGUGACAAAGACACUAAAUUCUUCAAGAAAUUUUCAACAGGGGCUGUCCCUAUAUCCUGGCAGAAUGAAGUCAUUGAAACAGGACUCUUUGCAGAACUGAAUGAUCCCCACAGAGAAAUUGGUGGCCGUGGCAAGUCAGGAGUUUGUUUGUUAUUCUAA